Papaver somniferum (opium poppy) is the source of this 2301-nucleotide messenger RNA. RefSeq lists its product as uncharacterized. Bases 1 to 2301 code for a protein of 766 amino acids. The record is from RefSeq and is a predicted model, not a curated record. The transcript has 3 exons. NCBI's taxonomy places the organism in Eukaryota, Viridiplantae, Streptophyta, Magnoliopsida, Ranunculales, Papaveraceae.
AUGUAUGGUUAUUCUAACUAUGCUAAGAAAAAGGAACAAUGGAACUUUAUUCAGAGAAUUAGUAGUGCUAAUAGUAACCCCUGGGUUGUUCUAGGUGAUCUGAACUUUCACAUUCUUGAUAACACUUCUGGUACUUCUUCUUCUACUGAUGGGUGGGUUAAAAAUAUUGUUUCUAGUUGUGGCUUAGAAGACAUAGGUUAUGUGGGUAAAGACUUUACUUGGACCAACAACAAUAUGGGUAUUGGUAUCAUCAAAUGUAGGAUUGAUCUUGCUUUGGGUAAUGGGGAUUGGUCUCUAAACUAUCCUAACUCUAUAUUAUUACACUUAGCUCAACUAGGUAGUGACCAUAGCCCUAUCAUGUUAGAUACUGAUGUUACUUUACCUAAUUGUGAGAGCCUUUUAAGUUUUUUUGGACUUGGGUUAAAUGAUGCUUCAUGUUCUACCAUUAUUGCUAAUGCUUGGAAAGAAAGAAAAGAAAGAGUUAAUGGUUCUCCAGCUUUUCAACUUGUUAAUAAGAUGCAUAUAACAAGAAAAAUAUUACCUUUGUGGAACAAAGAACACUUUAGUGAUAUUAAUCAACAAGUCAACAAACUUCAACAAGACUUGCAGCAACUUCAAGAGCAUAGCACCACUUCAGAUAACAACAAUGAGAUCAUCAACAUCAACAAUGAGCUUAACAAGUGGCACAAAAUAAAGACUGAGUUCUAUCAACAAAAUUCCAGAGACAACUUCAUCAAAGAUAUGGAUGCUAAAAGCAAGUACUUCCACAACAAAGUUAAUAGAAGGAAAACAAGGAAUAAUAUUGAUUUAAUACAAGAUCACAACAACACAUGGCUCCAAUCAAGAGAACAAAUUUCACAGCAUCUUACUCAACAUUUUCAGAGUAUUAGCUCAACAUGCAAUUCAGUAAUAAAUGAAGGACUAUAUACAAUACUUCCUACAAUUAUUUCAGAAGAAGCCAACAUAUCACUCAACAGAAUUCCUACAGAUGAAGAAAUAUAUGUCACUUUGAAGAUCAUGGAGAAUUGGAGUGCACCAGGUCCGGAGGGUUUUCAAGCUAGUUUCUACAAGAGUCAAUGGAAUAUAGUUGGUGAAGAUGUAUGUCUAUUGGUCAAGAGGUUUUUCGGAACUAAACAUGUCCUCAAACAGAUCAACAAAACUUACAUUUCACUAAUUCCCAAAAAGAAGAAAUGUGUUGGUGCAGCAGAAUAUAGACCAAUUGGUCUAUGUAAUACUUCAUACAAGGUUAUUUCUAAAGUCAUUGUCAACAGAAUGAAGCCAUUAAGGGAGAAAAUCAUCUCCCCUUUUCAGGAAGCAUAUGUUUCAAGAAGACUUAAUAAUGAUAACACAGUGAUAGCUCAAGAAAUCAUUCAUUCCAUGAAGAAGAAAAGAGGAGAAACAGGUUGGCUAGCCUUGAAGCUUGAUAUGUCAAAAGCUUUUGACAGCAGUCAAUCUGGACAAGUUAUAAAUUUUGAUAAAAGUGCAAUCCACUUCAGUAAGAAGACAAAACCUGAGAUAGCUGAGACACUUAGACAAAUUCUUGGAGUUAAGACUAUGAAUUCCAAAGAAAGGUAUUUAGGUUCUCCACUUAUAUUCUGGCAUUCUAAACAAGAGCAUUUUAAAAGCAUCAAACAAUCUUUUGAGAACAGACUAUCCACAUGGUCUGCAGUUUCUAUGUCUCAAGCAGGGAGAGGAACUAUGAUAAAACGUGUGCUCAAUGCAAUACCAAUUUAUCAGAUGGGACCUUUCAAACUGCCAGCAAAUCUUCUUCAGCAACUUACUAGCAUUGAAAGAAGAUUCUUUUGGGGUUAUAACAGUAAUAGGGGGAACAACCCUACAACUUGGUUAAAUUUAUGUAGGCCUACAGAGAUGGGUGAUCUUGCUUUCAGAAAUUUGGAGAAACUUAAUUUAGCAAUGCUCACUAAGCUUGCUUGGAGAUUGUGCAAUGAGCCGGACAAUUUAAUGACUCGAGUUUUAUCCAGUAAGUACCUCAAAUCUGGAGAUAUUAUCCAUCAAAACAUAAGUGCUAAAAACUGUUCUUAUGUUUGGAAUGGUAUUACAAAAUGGCUUUCUGUGGUGCAACAAAAUUAUUUCAUGGAGAUAAACAAUGGCUUGAAGACCAAGAUAUGGAAAGAAAGAUGGAUACCUGGUAUAAAUCAUCCUCCUCUUCCUAAGAAUGACCUUUUUCGUUUUUAUGAAACUGUAGCUGAACUCUUUCUUCCUGAAACUUCUCAAUGGAAUGUGUAUUUGCUGGAGAAUUUAUUUGAUCAUGAUACUUCUCUAAAGAUACAAGCUCUAUAA